Orbilia oligospora ATCC 24927 is the source of this 1662-nucleotide messenger RNA. RefSeq lists its product as uncharacterized. The coding region runs from base 1 to 1662 and encodes 553 amino acids. The record is from RefSeq and is a predicted model, not a curated record. Gene Ontology annotation, biological process: sphingolipid catabolic process; carboxylic acid metabolic process. Gene Ontology annotation, cellular component: endoplasmic reticulum. The transcript is spliced from 5 exons. Gene Ontology annotation, molecular function: pyridoxal phosphate binding; sphinganine-1-phosphate aldolase activity. NCBI's taxonomy places the organism in Eukaryota, Fungi, Ascomycota, Orbiliomycetes, Orbiliales, Orbiliaceae.
AUGUCUUCGCGCGUCCCGGUCUCGUUGAGGGAGACCUUCAACACCCAGAGAGCAAAUCCCAGGAACCAGGCCCUGCUGUUUAACAUCGGAGUCAUCCGAAAUAUCGUCUUUGUCUACUUCAUCCUACGCUGGUCUUCAAAGGCCGCCCGCCAAUUACGAGGAUAUGGAAUAAUCGGCACUAUCGUUAUUUUUUACAACUACCUCCGAAGCACGGCAUAUGGCAUAAUACUGCGAGCUCCUGGCGUGAAGGGGAAAGUCAAAGCACAGCUCGAUGAAGCAACGGCGAAACUAGAGGAAAAGAUGGUGGUUCGGGAUCCUAAUCUUGUCCGCCAUCUAGCUCUACCGAAAAAUGGUAUAAGUGCCGAUAAGAUCAGGGAAGAGCUAGCAAAAUUGGCCGAUUUAAAGCACACCAAUUGGGAGUCUGGCCAAGUAUCUGGUGCUGUAUACCACGGUGGCAAAGAACUCCUCGAUUUGCAGACCGACUGUAUGAGAUUGUUCUCUGUUAGCAAUCCCCUGCAUCCCGAUGUAUUCCCCGGUGUUCGAAAGAUGGAAGCCGAGGUCGUCGCCAUGGUUUUGUCUAUGUUCAAUGCACCACCCGGAGGUGCCGGUGUCACUACAAGCGGUGGAACAGAGUCUAUCUUGAUGGCCUGCUUGUCUGCAAGGAACAAGGCAUAUGUCGAGAAAGGUGUAACUGAACCAGAAAUUAUCAUCCCCAAGACUGCCCACGCUGCCUUCGACAAGGCCGGUUAUUACUUCAAGAUGAAGGUCCACCACGUCGAAAUCGACCCAAAUACCUACAAGGUCGACCUCAAGCGUGUCGCCAAGUUGAUCAACUAUAACACUGUUCUCCUCGUCGGAUCUGCCCCCAACUUCCCUCACGGUAUCAUUGACGAUAUCCAAGGUCUCAGCCGCCUCGCCCUUCGCAAGAAGAUCCCACUCCACGUCGAUGCCUGCCUUGGUUCCUUCAUUGUACCAUUCCUCGAGAAAGCUGGCUUCAAAUCAGAACCAUUCGAUUUCAGACUUAAGGGUGUAACUUCAAUUUCAUGCGAUACCCACAAGUAUGGCUUCGCCCCCAAAGGAAACUCCACUUUGAUUUACCGCAACUCCCAACUCCGUGCCUACCAAUACUACAUCAAUACCCACUGGACUGGUGGCAUUUACGCCUCUCCCAACCUUUCCGGCUCCCGACCAGGCUCCCUAAUCGCCGGUUGCUACGCCUCCAUGAUUUCCAUGGGCGAAAACGGCUACAUCUCAUCCGCCCACGCAAUUGUAAGCUGCGCGCAACGUCUAGCAACCGGGAUCACAGAAAACCUCUCACCAGACCUCUUCGUCAUGGGUGAACCUCUCGUUUCCGUCGUAGCUUUCACUAGCAAAACGAUUGAUAUCUACGAUCUUGCGGAUGAAUUAUCAAAGCUUGGAUGGCAUUUAAAUGCUCUACAAGAUCCUCCAGCUGUUCAUAUGGCUUGUACUACUUUGACAAUUAAGAGCGUUGAGACUUUGUUGAAGGACCUUGGAGAGGUGUUGGUUAUGGUUAAGGCUAGAGGCAAGGGUGCCGCCAAAGGCGAUACUGCAGCGUUGUAUGGUGUUGCGGGUAGUGUGCCAAAUCGCAGUGUAGUUGGAAGUUUGGCGACGGCGUUUAUUGAUACUUUGUUCAAGGCUUAG